Molecule: messenger RNA, 957 nt
Organism: Didymodactylos carnosus
Lineage: Eukaryota; Metazoa; Rotifera; Eurotatoria; Philodinida; Philodinidae
Source: the annotation of a GenBank genome assembly
AUGAUUCGAGUAGUUAACUGCAAUGCCAUUGAAAAUCAAAAAUUAUUAAGUAGUAGUUCGGAUGAAUGUUCACAGGAUUAUGCCAUAGAAACAGGUUCAAUAAUUAAAAAAGAUGGAAAAUAUUAUGCUUUUUAUACGGGUCAUAAUCCAAAUUUUCCUUCAUCUUUUGUAAAAACGAAAGAAAGAAUAAUGUUAUCAACUUCAUCUAGUUUAGAAGAGAAAUUUUCUAAAGAUUUCAAUUUCCAAACAAUCUAUGCUCCAGUUGGUGAAGGUUUUGAUGAAGAAGAUAAUUUUCGUGAUCCAUUUGUUUAUUAUGAUUCAUUCUCUAAAGAAUAUCUUUUAAUAAUAUCUGCCCGAACAUCACGUGGUGUUCUUAUUUAUUAUCGAUCAAUUGAUUUAUAUCAUUGGAAAUACGAAGGAAUUCUUUAUGAUGGAGAUUCAACUGUAUUUUAUAUGAUGGAAACAGCAGAUUUAUUUCUGAUUGAUAGAACUUAUUAUUUAUUAUUUUCUGAUAUUGAUUCCAAAAAUGUUUAUUAUAGAAAAAAUCGAUUAGAUGGAAAUGGAUUUUAUGGAGGCAAAGUUAUUCUGGACAAUUUUGGUGAUCAUUAUAUAUUUGGAUGGAUCAAUCGUUAUGAAAACAACAAUGAUCAAGGCAAAGAUCUUGCUGGUACUAUUCCACAUACAAUCAAAUCUUAUAUGGACAAAUCUUCUCAACCAAUUGUCAAACAUAGUCAAUGGGGAAUUGUAGAAAAUAUUAAUGGAAAUAAUUCAUCAUAUUAUUUAUCAAGUUUAUUCGAUGGUGAAAUAAAUAAUUUUCUCUUUGAACCAAUUCAUUUGUCGAGAUUUAAAAUAAGUUUAACUAUCUCAUAUAAACGUUCAUUAAAAGAUUUUGGAUUAAUGAUUGGCGCAUGUGAUGGUUAUAAUCAGUUUAUGAGUUUACGUUUUCUUCCUUCUUAA